Molecule: messenger RNA, 1680 nt
Organism: Lachancea thermotolerans CBS 6340
Lineage: Eukaryota; Fungi; Ascomycota; Saccharomycetes; Saccharomycetales; Saccharomycetaceae
Gene: BDP1
Product: transcription factor TFIIIB subunit BDP1
Exons: 1
Coding region: 1-1680 (559 amino acids)
Biological process (GO): RNA polymerase III preinitiation complex assembly; transcription by RNA polymerase III
Cellular component (GO): transcription factor TFIIIB complex
Molecular function (GO): TFIIIC-class transcription factor complex binding; RNA polymerase III general transcription initiation factor activity
Source: RefSeq, a predicted model, not a curated record
AUGAGUAGUGUGGUUAAUAAAAGUGGGACGCGUUUCGCCCCAAAAAUUAGGCAGCGCAGACCAGUGGUUAGUGCACCAGAGCGAGCCAAGACUCUUGGAACCUCAAAUGACAAAGCUAACGAAGCUGCGUCUGCAGAAAGCGAAGGAAACAUUGAGAAGCCUGAAUCAGAAAAGCCGCAACGCCGCGAUGAACUUGACCCCUUGAGCCAAAGCACCACAAAGGGCUUAGACGAAGAAAUUGGAUCCACCCAGGCUAGCCCCCCAGCCUCCUUGCCCCCAGGCCAGAGGAGGCGCUCGAGUCGUCUAGAUUCACUAAGCGGGGCAAACAAUAUGUUCAAAUCAGGUUUUAUGGAACCGUCUCAGACUGCCGCUCCUAGCGGAGCGGAAACCGCUAAGAACCGUAGACUAUCAACCAUUACUGGAAACCAGGGGAAAAAGAAGAGAAUGAGUAGUAUCUCCGAGUCAGAUACAUCUUUUCAAGCCAUAAAGAAGAGAAGAAUGUCUUCUAGGUCAUCCAUAUCUCGAAAGACAGGAUCCGCGCAAAGGAUUAGUAUCUUAUCUCAUAUGAAUAACAUGGACGAACACUUAGCAUCUGCCGAUGCAGACGAUGAAAACCUAAAGAAUGAGACCAAUGGUGAUCUGUUUCAGCGUACUGACAAUUUGUACGAGAAGUACACCAUCUCGAAUGCGAAGGAAAUACCGAAAAAUAUAGCAGAUGGAGACUCUUCCCGAUAUAUGGUAGACGAAGACAGCUUCACUAUUGCUGAUCUAUGCAAACCACACCUACCAAUUGGUGAAACAUCGGACAACUUUCAGCGAGCACAAGAAGCUAUAAAAGCGAAACAAGAGACAAGGAAAAAGAGAAGGAUUUUGAGAGCUAGAGCCCGCGAGAACUUCAAGCCUUUGAGCGAGUUAAACAAGGAAGAAGCAGAGCGGUUGCUGGAGAGCCGUAAAAAAGCUGCUGAGGAAAUAAUGAAUGCUGAUAUUCCUGAAGCAGACCAAAAACAUGCAGCGAUUCAGUUACGCAUGAAGUCAGACGGCACUUUCGCUGUCGACGAAGAGUCCACAGUAGUAGACAGACAUAAAAAUGCGACUUUGGAGCACGCCCACAAACUUCGACUGGACGAAAAUCCUUUUGAAAAUUUGUUCAACUCGGCGACUUACGGCCGACAGCAAUAUACGGACCCGUGGACUGUAGAUGAGCUUUUGAGAUUCUACAAGGCCUUGUCGAUGUGGGGCACAGACUUUAACCUAAUAUCACAAAUGUUUCCAUACCGGACAAGACGGCAGAUCAAAGCCAAAUUUGUCAACGAGGAAAAGAAACACCCCGUGAUGAUUGAACUGGCAUUACGUUCAAAACUUCCCCCAAACUUUGAUCAUUAUUGUACAGAAAUCCGCAAAGAGCUCAUAACGCUAGAAGACUUCAACACAAAGCUCCAGGGUUUGCAGAAGGAACACGAAGAACAUUUGAAGCAAAUCGAAGUCUCAAAGCAAAGCGCGAAAGAAGAAGACUUACAAAGCCAGAAAGCUAAAGAACUUGACAAUGUUAAUAAGAAGGCUUCUGGUGGCCUAAGGCAAGAUCAGCUUAACGCAUAUAGAAAGACUGAAGUUGUGCUGGGUACAAUAGAUCAGAUGAAGAGACAUAGGGCUCAGGAGCCUCAAGAGGUAACUGGCCCCUAA